GGAGAUCCAACCCAGUCCGGCUUGGCUGCUGAACUGUCCGCCAGACAUUUAUGUCUUCAUGCUACAAUCCCACCCCCCACCCCCUCAAAGACACCAAUUCUUAAGUGAGACAAACAUAAGAUGCCUUUGCCCGUGCAAGUGUUUAACUUUCAGGGGUCUGUGGAGCCCAUGCAGAUUGAUGCAGAUCCCCAGGAGGACCAGCAGAAUGCUCCAGACACCAACUAUAUUGUGGAGAACCCCACACUGGAUCUGGAGCAGUAUGCGACCAGUUAUAGUGGAUUAAUGCGUAUUGAGAGACUGCAGUUCAUUGCUGAGCACUGCCCUCAGCUCCGAGUGGAGGCCCUGAAGAUGGCGCUCACCUUUGUUCAGAGGACCUUCAAUGUUGACACUUACGAAGAGAUUCACCGCAAACUCACAGAGGCCACACGGGAAGUGCAGGGUGUGCCAGACACAGUUCCUGAAGGAGGGGUUGUUCCCCCUCCCCUGGACUCAGCUUGGGCUGAAUCGACCAGAAAAAAGGCUCUGCUUAAACUAGAGAAACUAGAUACGGAUCUUAAGAACUACAAGGGCAACUCCAUCAAAGAGAGCAUCAGGAGAGGCCAUGAUGACCUGGGGGACCAUUAUCUGGACUGUGGUGACCUCAGUAAUGCUCUGAAGUGCUACUCUCGAGCCAGAGACUACUGCACCAGUGCUAAGCAUGUCAUUAACAUGUGUCUGAAUGUCAUCAAGGUUAGUGUUUACCUCCAGAACUGGUCGCACGUGCUGAGCUACGUCAAUAAGGCAGAGUCCACACCAGAAAUUGCAGAGCAAAGAGGAGAGCGAGAUAGUCAAAAUCAAGCUGUCCUCACCAAAUUAAAGUGUGCUGCAGGAUUGGCCGAGUUGGCCUCUCGAAAAUACAAGCCAGCUGCCAAGUGCUUCCUGCAGGCUUCCUUUGACCACUGUGACUGUCCAGAGCUACUGUCGCCCAGUAAUGUAGCUGUGUAUGGGGGCUUGUGUGCUUUGGCCACGUUUGACAGACAGGAGCUUCAGCGCAACGUCAUCUCCAGCAGCUCCUUUAAGUUAUUUUUAGAGUUGGAACCUCAAAUUCGUGACAUUAUCUUCAAGUUCUACGAGUCUAAAUAUGCAUCCUGUCUCAAGCUACUGGAUGAAAUGAAGGAUAACCUCCUGUUGGACAUGUACCUGGCACCACAUGUCAAGACACUGUACAGCCAGAUCAGAAACAGAGCCCUGAUUCAGUAUUUCAGCCCCUACGUGUCAGCAGACAUGACCAAGAUGGCUCAGGCGUUCAACACAACAGUAACAGCUCUGGAGGACGAGCUCACCCAGCUCAUACUGGAGGGUCUCAUUAAUGCACGUAUCGACUCCCACAGCAAGAUUCUGUAUGCGAGGGACGUCGACCAAAGGAGCACCACAUUUGAGAAGUCUCUUCAUAUGGGCAAAGAGUUCCAGAGACGAGCCAAAGCCAUGAUUCUCCGUGCUGCUGUGCUGCGCAACCAGAUUCACGUCAAGUCUCCACCCAGAGAAGGCAGCCAGGGUGAACUCACACCAGCCAACAGUCAGACCAGGAUGAGCACCAACAUGUGAGGAAGAAGUGAACAGCUGUAGCGCAAAGGGGAAGGUUCACUGUUCUGCAACACACACCACCCCACCCACCGUCUGUGAGCUGAACGCAGAAACGAGAUGAAACAUAAAGACAGAUAAAAACCACUUCUCUUCUUCUGUCAGGUGACAGGGAGCAAAC
Messenger RNA from Pundamilia nyererei, 1741 nucleotides. RefSeq names its product G protein pathway suppressor 1 (gene gps1). Gene Ontology annotation, cellular component: COP9 signalosome. Bases 121 to 1584 code for a protein of 487 amino acids. The transcript has 14 exons. NCBI's taxonomy places the organism in Eukaryota, Metazoa, Chordata, Actinopteri, Cichliformes, Cichlidae. The record is from RefSeq and is a predicted model, not a curated record.